This is a messenger RNA of Symbiodinium sp. CCMP2456, 7899 nucleotides long. The record is from the annotation of a GenBank genome assembly. NCBI's taxonomy places the organism in Eukaryota, Dinophyceae, Suessiales, Symbiodiniaceae.
AUGCUUCGCUUGCGAGGGACCGGGGAGCAUGGCUGCGGCCCUCGCGUCCACGACGCGGGAGCCCGACACAACCACGCUUGGAAGUGCGUCGGCUCAGUUGCGAGGUCGGCACCUCAACCCCAUGAGGUCUUCCCUGCCAGCUCGGUGAUCGAGCUCUGCGGCGCAGCGGUGCUGCGCACGGCGGAGGACCUCAACUCCGAGAAUUGCGGCGAGCUGGAGCAGGGACAGGCAUGUUUUGUUCUGGGCCACGGCACUUCGCCAGACAGCCGGCGGUUGCAGGUCUACGUCGUCGGCAAAGGCCUGCGCGGCUGGAUCAGUUGCGUGGCAAAGUCCGGGAGGAAGCUGGUGACGAUGAUUGGAGCUCCAGGCUCGGACGUUGCGGCCGGUGCUGCAGGCGAGUUCCAAGCCAUCGCCGGUGCGGCCGUGGCCGGUGCCUACGCAGGCUCCCCUCGGUCUGGCAGUAUCUUCAGUGCAGCACCGGCCAUACCGAUGGUCACACAGCACAGCCAAUCAUCUGCGUGCACGCCAUGCCAAAGUGUUUCCCCUGCCAUGCCCAUGCCGGCCAUGCCAGCUUGCGGGACAAUGCAAAGCAAUCACUCGGCCUGUGCUGGUCAAGCCAUACAAAGCCAGGGUGCUAUGCCUGCAAUCCCGGGAGUUGGGGCAAUGCAGAGCCAAAGUGCGAUGCCUGCAAUGCCGGGAGUGGGGACAAUGCAGAGCCAAAGUGCGAUGCAGGCAUGGAGCCCGGCAGCCGCAGUGCAGAGCCAAGCUUCAAGCUACUCAGCAGGCGGGUGCCAAGUCGACAUGGCUCCCAGGAGUUGCGGCUUCUCGGCAGCUUCCGAUGUUUCGGAGGCGCAGGGCCGCGGAAACGUCGUGCCCCCUGCCUCGGCACCUGCGUACUCCCGAGGCUCCAGCGCCGUCAACUCGAGCGCGGGCGCGGGCCAGUUCCCACCAGGCUGUCGAGUGGCCGUCCUUGACGAGAUGGUCAUGCGAGCCGAGGAGUCCCUGAAGAGCGAGCAGCUCGCCGUGCUGGAGGAGGGCACUUUGCUGGACGUGGUGGGCUCUGGCUCAGAGCCCGGGACCCGCCGGCUUUACGUGAGACACCAGCAGUCAGGUACUCUUGGCUGGAUCAGCUUCGUAGCGCAGUCCGGGCGACCCUUGGUGGCCUUGGCGGCUGCCGAGGUCGCCCCGCCGGCCUUUGCCGCGAUGCCCUCCACCCGAUCGCGGUCCACCAGUGCUGCGGGCAUCGGCACCGCGUCAGCGUCGAUCUUUUCGGCGCAGGAGGCGCCCGUGGAGCACGGGGUGUCGAUCCCGAUGCCCGCGACGGGCGUGGCCAGCGUGGCCAGCGUGGCCAGCGUGGCGAGCCGGGUGAGCCGCGUGUCGUAUCACCCGCAGGUGAUUACGCAGGAGGUGGAACCAGCGGGGAAGCAGUGGCUGCGGCGGCAGAAGGCACAGGACCUCCGCGAGGAGGCGCCCAAGAGGUUUUUGGUGGACAAUCGCUUGCUCCACGCGGGCACGGAGGGCGUGAACUAUCGUUUUUCGAAGGAUCUCGAGGACAUCGACUUGAGCUGCACGGCUCUGUGGGGCUCCGUCAUCGAGGGCGUGGAUGAAGGGGACGGCUGGCUUUGCGUCUCCGGCGAGCUUUACCUGCCCAUGCAGCUGGCGGGCGUGCCGAUCCUCACAAUCGAGGAGUCGCCCUGGGCGCUUGCAGGGCUGCAGGUCGUGGAGGCUUUCCCUAUCGGCAGCGCGGUGCUCAUGCUCGAGGCAGCCAUUAUGAGGGCUGCCGAGGACCUUCGGAGCACGGCAAUCUGUCAGCUGGAGAAGGAGCAAAGGAUGCAGAUACUUGGCCACGGCGCAGGUGCCCGGAACCGCAGGCUCUUCGUUCAGGACCCGGUGUCUGGGCAGGACGGUUGGAUCAGCUUCGUCUCCCAGACGGGAAAGCUGCUCGUGACACCGUUGGAUCAUUCCCCCGAGCAGAUGCAGAAGGUGGCAACGAUGAUUACCACCCGGCAGCAGCUGGAGAGCUUUGAUGGCCAGGGGGCAUCCGUGUCCAUGGAGGUCGCGCAGGCUCAGGAGGAGCCAGCUGCCCCGGAGCCACAACAAGCCUUCCUCGUCGACAACCGGGCUUUCAAGGCGGACUCCGACGGUGUCGGCUACCGAGCUUCUCCUGAUCUAGAGGACAAGGUGGUCCCUGCUAGAACAGCCUUAUGGGGCACGGUGGUUCACGGUGUGGCUGAUGACGAAGGAUGGCUGAGGGUCGGCGCCUAUUACCUCCCAAUGACCUUGAAGGGCAUCCGGGUGCUGACCCCAGAGGCCGAAGCACCGAAAGCCCAUCUCCCGCAGCUCCCGGGCUUCGCACGAGGAGACUGGGAGUACAUCUGCAUCGACCCGAAGGGUGCGAGCACCUACUUCCAGCCGGGAGCGCCCACGGAGUCUGGCCAGGCGAGAGCACUGGUGAGUCUCCUGCAGCUGUUUCGGAGCUCCGAAGAAAGCUGGGGUGUUUGCCGCGGUCACGGGACGGUCUCCUCUUUGCCCAGACCACAGACCUGCGGACAGGGCUUCGGGGACCUGCCCGGGGUUGUUAACGAGGAGGUCCAGGAGUCGCAGAACAAAGCAGUCGACGAGGUGGCAGCCAAAGGAGCGAUAUCUAUACCUGUCGACCUCCGACAACAGCGGCGAUCCUCCCAACAGCGGCGAUCCUCCCGGGCGUCGAACACAGAGCCUCCGAGUAAGUUCAAGUGUCCGUCUUACACGGCACGGCUCUGGGAGCACACAGCCUCGGGGUGGCAAGAGACGCAUCACUUCUGUGCUGGGCUAGAAGUGGACUUGAAGAAAGACGCGGCAGCAUGCGAAGACUUGUCUGAGAAGAACAGGGAGCGGGAGGUGCACUUGCCCUCCACCUCGCUGACUGCUCUGACGCAACUCCAGGACUCGUUGCAGACUCCCGCCGGCCUCCUCUUGGACAUCGCGGACUGCGGUGAGUUCAAGUUCUCGGAGCUCUUCACGAAGAUGCUGGCAGAGCUGGGUGGCACAGUGGCUGGAAGCGUUUUGCAAGAGGUGGAGCUGCUGCUGCACGACCAUCCCUAUGUCACCCAGGAGGGGACACCAUCCAAGGACGACGCAGUGGGCGAGGCCAUCGAGGUCUUUGUUUGCUCUGCAGGCGGGGAGAGCAUGGAGCAGCCCUCCCUGGCCUUGGCGCGGCUCUCCAAGAAGGAGACGAUGGUCUGCUUCGAAGACGACGACGGCGGGGGCGAGACCCGCUUCGCCGCAGUCGUCAUCUGCGAUCGGACCUCGGCGACGCAGGGCCAGGCCCUCGCACGCCUCAUCGCGACGACCUUCAUGGAUGAGGAGUUCGUGUCGGUGGCACGGUCCGCCCCGAGGUCUCCACUCAUCCUUGGAGCCUUAGAUGCCCACUUGGCACAGCUUACCAUCGUUCCGACGGUGAAGCUGAACAAGGCGGCCAAACGAGCCUCGGGAACCCAGAGCCCGAAAGGAGAUUACCUGCUCUCCCACUCCUUGGUGUCGGGCAUCCAGAGACGGAUGAGCUUAGUCUCACCGGAUCAGGCAAAUCUGCAGGCUCAGGAAUCCAGGCGCCUCUCCGAUGCCUCGAAAGAGUCCAUCGACGAGUUGGCGCCUCCGACCAGUUACUUCAUCGAGGUCGAUCGGAUGGAGGCCGACGAAGAUGAAUGGAAGAUGGAGCGCUGCCUGAGACAAGGACUCGAAGUCGAUCUCUUCGUGAAGGCGGAUACGCCCCACUUACCGAAGGUGAGUUGCCAUGGCUUGCAGCUGGUAAAGAGGUGUGUCGUGCAAGACUCUGUGGCGAUCGACGUGAUUGCAAGCAAUCCAGGCACUGCUAUUGAUGCCGUGCUCGAGCGGCUCACCAUGUCGGGCUUGCCGGAAGCCGCAGCUGGGCAGGUCACCAAAGCCCUGCUGACCCGGGCCAGGGAUGGAGUGCAGAAGGACUCCCAGGUGAGCAGCGAGCUUGUGGAUCCCGCGCAGGGCGACGAAGCGUGCUUGGUCCUGACGCUCUUGAACGACCAGAUACCUGCGAGCAGCAGUAUUUGUUCGGCCUUUGUCCGUUUGAAGGUGGCGUUGCCCAUGAACUUCGCGGCGAACACCCCUGUGAGAUUCUUGAUCGUGCUGGCGUGCCACAGUGACCGGGAGAAUGACCUCACGGAGCUCAGCGAGAGCUUGGCGGCCCUUGCAGUCGACGAGGACCUGAUCCUCAAGAUGGCCCGGGCAAAGGACGCCUCCGCCUUCGUGGCGGCCUUCGAUAGCAGACUGGGGGAGAUCGUGCUGUUGCCCCACGCACACGUGCACUCUCGGCGGAACUUUGAAGAUGACGUCCUGCUCUCCCCGAAGGGCGCGGUGCCGCAGUCACCGAAGUCGGUGCGGAUGAAGCGACGGCCCUCCAUGGACGAGGCUGGCAACGUCAUCACCAGUGUAAAGAGCGAUGUGGGCUUCGACCACAUGCACAAGCACGGUCCGGGCGACGACACAGAAGAGCUGCCGUCGCUGCAAAAACACGUCUGGCGGGCCGUGGGUGUGCUGCAGAAGUAUGCGCUGCCGCUCGUCACUGGCGUGAUCGUUGCCAUGGUCUGGAAGAACACGGCCGAGGACUCGUACUGGACAGUGACGCAUGAUGCAAUCAUCCCGGGAUGGCAAAUUCUCGGCCACGACGCGAGUUUGCACUUCCUGAUCAACGACAUUUUCAUGUGCUUCUUCUUUGGCCUGGCCAUCAAAGAGGUGACGGAGGCACUUCUGCCGGGCGGCUCCUUGAGCCCGCUUCGACGGGCGACGAACCCAUUGAUGGCCACCCUCGGUGGCGUCUUGGGCCCGGUAGCCACCUACGUGGUGUGCGUUCUCAUCAUGGACAGCCUGGGCUCCUUCAAUGGCAUGCAGUGCCAGCAUCCUGCCAGUGAUGUUGCAGACGCCUCGCACCGGCUCCUUGCGGGCUCCGAUGCAGAGGUGCCAAUGGUCAUGGUAGACUGUACUCUCGCAGACAUCAUCAAUGGCUGGGGAGUUCCCACGGCCACGGACAUCUCCCUGGCCUGGAUGUUUGCAAUCUUGAUCUUCGGUGCCGGCCACCCUGCAAUUAACUAUCUCUUGCUACUUGCGAUCGCGGACGAUGCGCUCGGCAUGGCUAUCAUCGCCAUCGCGUACCCCAACCCAGCACACCCGGUGGAGCCGGUGUGGCUACUGCUCGUGGUGGUCGGUGCAGUUGUCGCGUUCUUGCUGCGAAUGGCAAAGGUGCGCUUCUGGUCUGCCUACGUCUUCAUCGCCGGGCCCAUUGCCUGGUUGGGCUUGAUCCUGGCGCAGGUGCAUCCUGCCCUCGCGCUAGUCUUCAUCGUGCCCUUUAUGCCUGCACACCAUGCCCAUGGCGGAGGGGAUGACCACGUGAGCCACGCGAAGAGCCAGGUGGCCAAGGUGCGCGACCUCAUUCCGCACAAUAAGAGCGAAAUGCUGAUACGAGCAGCUCAAGAAUUCAUGGCUCGACAGAGUGCCCCACUACACGCUUUCGAGCAUCACAUGAAGCUCUUCGUAGACUUCGGAAUGUUCUUCUUCGGCCUGGCCAAUGCCGGGGUCAAAGUCGGAGGCCUCGGUUCGCUGACCUGGGCCACGGUCAUCGCCCUCAUCGCCGGGAAGACCCUCGGCAUCGUCUUCUUCUCCUUGUCCGCCCAUUGCAUGGGCUUCCUCCUCCCUGUAGGCUUGACGGUGGUGGACCUCUUUUCGAUGUCGGCGCUCGGCGGGGUCGGGCUCACCGUGGCACUCUUCGUCUCCAACGAGGCCUUCACCGACAAGGGCCUCCAGAGUCAGGCGAAGAUGGGCGCACUGUUGUCUGUGGCCUCGGCGUUGGUGGCCUUCCUCAUCAAGUUUGGUGGCGACCGGGUCUUCCACCGUCGCAAGCCUUGCGAGGAGGAGCCGACCGAGACCAACGUUGAGGUCGUCUACUCCGACGACGAGGUGGAGGCAGACGAGUGGCUGGACGUGGUCGCCAUGAACGACAUCAUGCAGGUGCUGUGGACCCAGCGCAAGUAUCAAUCUCGUGGCACUUCGCUGCCCAUCCGGAAGCUCGUGCGGACGGUCAGCAAGAACAGCACUGCAUGGAACAGGAUGGAGCUGGAAGGCCGGAACAGCGCAUGGGGUCGGAUGACGACCCCCGGCAGCAAGGAUGGCCGAGAAGACGCAGUGCAGCCGGGCGAGCUGGUCAGGAUCUGCGAACGCGGGCUGCUGGGCCAAAAGCUGUGGCUUUGCUUGAUGGAUGGCCGGGGCUGGGUGUUGGAGAAGUCGGAGAGGCAGUUGUCUGAAGUCAGCGACGAGGGCAAGGUGGCCAAGGGCACCAAGAUGAUGCUGGAUCCUCGACUGCAAAAUCCGGUGAAAAUCCUUCCGGCGCCCUUUGCCUUCGGCGCCGUCACCGGGGCUCCCGAGCUGCUGGCGGGCACCGUGGUGGAGGUGAUCCGCAAGGUACAGGUUCUAGUCCCCUCUCCUUUCGGGGAGAACUGGGCGCGCUACUACAAGGUGGAAGAUCAGCGCCGCAUCGAGGGCUGGCUCGGCGAGCUGAGGGUGCAUUGCGGCAUCAAGGAUCCCAGCGCUGGGGAAACGGUCCUCUGCGAUUUUCAGGCCGGUGGCUUCGCAGAGCCCAAGUUCCAUGGCAAGCGGCCCUGUUGGGUGUCCGUGGUCUCUAAGAAUCCGGUGCCCUUGCUCUCAGCUCCUUCGAGGAGGCGGGCGACGAAGAAGACCUUGAGUCCAGGCGACUUCGUCGAGGCGGUGGAGGAGCUUCGUACGGUUGGCUUGGCCUUCUACAGGCUGAUAGACGGCUGCUGGGUCUCGAGGGACGACAGCGCCGGCAAGGUUGCGUGCGACCUCGUCGUGCGCGAGCGACACAAAUGGAUCUACGUCUGCAACGACAAGGACGGCGCCCAAGUGCGCACCACGCCCACGCGCUCCCAAGCCCGGAACGCCAACAAGAAGCUGAAGUACAGGGCACGGGUGAUCGUGUCCGAGAAGGUUACUCUUUCUGACGGCGACGUCUUUUUGAAGCUUGGGGAAGACAAGAAAGGCUGGGUGCCGGCAACGAAGCUGAACUCCAGUGUAGUGAAGAUGGCUCCCUUGCAAGCGCUGGAGGAAGGAGCGGCCGCGCGAGGGCCUGCGGCUUCGCGACCUCCAGCCUCACGGCCGCCCCCGGCUUGCAAUGGCUAUGGAGCCGCACCCCCCAUGCCACAGCCAGAUGCUCAGAGCAGAGCACGGCUGGCAACAUCUCGCAAGCCUUUGGCUUUGUCCAGGCCCGUCAACAGCAACGGCCUCGGUCGGUUUCAUCGGUGUUGGGGGAAUAGCCCGGUCUGGGUCUCAGGCUACAGCCCGUGCCCGGGUGCGCCGGGACCCGGUGCCUACACACAAACCUACGUGGGCUACAGCUACGGCGGCCAGAUGUCAGGGCCUCGGCGGCUCUGGUACUGCGACUGCCGUACUCAUUGCGGAACCAUCGAGAGGAACGAUCGAGACGGACAGAGCUAUAUAGUGUACCCAUCUUCUGUUGCACGCCGCGAGCACAAGGAGUGUGCACGCGUACGUGGGCAGGAACCCAGCCGACUUUGGGAUGGGGGUCGGGCACCGAGUCUGGGGCGGAAGAACUGUAGGUGUGGAAUUCGAAAGCGGCGUGCAUGCCGUGAGUCUAGAGUACCCAGAGUACUCCAAUCCAACACUCCUUCCGAGUCCGAGGGCUUCGGUCACAGCGCUGGCGGGGACUUCGGCCUUGGAGGGAUGCCAGCGCCGAUGGCUGCUCCGGGCGGUCCGGGGCCGAUGCCCGGGCCGGCGCCGGUGCCCUCCGGGAGCGACUUCGGCCUCGCAGCGGCCGAGGACUCAUCGAAUUCGCCUUUUGCAGGAAGGGCCCAGGGCCCUUGA